This is a messenger RNA of Trichoplax adhaerens, 183 nucleotides long. RefSeq lists its product as uncharacterized. The transcript has a single exon. The annotation marks the transcript as partial. The record is from RefSeq and is a predicted model, not a curated record. NCBI's taxonomy places the organism in Eukaryota, Metazoa, Placozoa, Uniplacotomia, Trichoplacea, Trichoplacidae.
GGUGGCGGAAAAAGAUUCCCUUACCCACAGUACGUCUGGUCACCAGCUGGUGGAUGGUGGUGCAAUCCUCGUAAUUGGAAGCGUAAUACUGCUCUUGCUACUGUAGCUGUUAUUGGUAUCUGUAUGCCUGCGUUCUAUUUGUCGGCAUCCCGUGAAGUAAGGACUGCAGUAAUCGAUGUUUAA